Molecule: messenger RNA, 2564 nt
Organism: Asparagus officinalis (garden asparagus)
Lineage: Eukaryota; Viridiplantae; Streptophyta; Magnoliopsida; Asparagales; Asparagaceae
Product: serine/threonine-protein kinase D6PK-like
Exons: 4
Coding region: 251-2113 (620 amino acids)
Biological process (GO): protein phosphorylation
Cellular component (GO): nucleus; plasma membrane; cytoplasm
Molecular function (GO): ATP binding; protein serine/threonine kinase activity
Source: RefSeq, a predicted model, not a curated record
UCUCCCCUACCUCUGUUGCCCCUUUCUCUUUUGGACCUUUGCUUUGAGCUGCACAGUAGCUGACAUCGCUCUUCUCGUGACCGGCAUCACUCUUUUGUCCACCGCUCUCUCCUCCACAGAAAUCUCAUGAACUUCUCUCUUUAUCUCGAUCUGGUUCAGUUUCAGGAUUAAUGGGGGUGCCGCACAUGAAAGAGAUUUUGGGUUAUCAUUAUUAGUUUAGGCUGAGAUUUUGGGCGAUUGCUCCCUUCAAAUGGCUUCGUCUGCUGCUAGUACUUCUGAAAUUGUUGAAGAGAAAGACGAAUUUGAUUUACUUCGUAAUUUUGGUAGGGCUAAUCGAUUGAAAAUCAAGCCGAGAGCUACGAAAUGUAAGCCAGAUUCUGGGCUGGGGGUUUCUGAAUCUCCAAGCCUGAAACAGGCAUUGAGAAGACUGUGCAUUUCUCAGGCAUCAGAAAUGGCUGCUAUAAAAAGGUCAUCGAAGUUGUUAGGAUCGGCAAGUGUUUCUGACGCUGAAACAAUCGAACGGUUGUACGCAUCGAUUGUUGUUGAAGCAAACAAGGAGAGUCUUUUGCUAGAAAAAGAGACCAAGAAUUCUACUAAGAAAGAAAUUCAAGUUGGUGAAGCACGAGAUGUAAAAUCAUCUUGCAAGAGCUCUCGUAUUUCGGCCUUGAGAAAUUUAAAGAUGAGAAGAACCCAAGAUUUGUUAACAGUGGAGCACAAGUCAUUUUCUAAAAAGAAAGGGAAGCAGAAAUCAGUACAAGCAGCGGAUAGUCUUAUUAGUAGAUUAAAUAAAUUUAGUUCCAAUAGCAAAGAUGGUGGACAUUUUGCUAUCCAAAAGGAUGAAGGUUUAGUUUCAAGGGAAAAGGGGGAAUGUUCUGAAAGCUCCCAAAGUAGCUUAGGUGAUUCUAUUAGCAGCAGUACCAUCAGCGAGGAGAGCAGUUAUUGUCGCUCUAGUAGCAACUGCAAUCGCCCACACAUGUCAAAAGAUGUGAGGUGGUCAGCCAUCAAUCAUGUUGUGAAGGAGCAUGGAAGUUUAGGAUUGAAGAACUUCAAGCUUCUAAGAAGAAUUGGAUGUGGAGAUAUCGGGACAAUUUAUCUUGCGGAGCUAAUUGGAAGUGGAUGCUUAUUUGCCUUGAAAGUCAUGGACGUUGAAUUUUUGGUCAGUAGAAAGAAGAUGCUUCGAGCACAAACUGAAAGAGACAUACUACAAAUGCUGGAUCAUCCAUUUCUUCCGACAUUGUAUGCACAUUUCACAGCAGAUAACCUCUUAUUUUUUGUUAUGGAAUAUUGUACUGGUGGUGAUCUGCAUGUUCUUCGCCAGAUGCAACUUGACAGGAGGUUUCAUGAACCAGCGGCUAGGUUUUAUGUUGCAGAAGUCCUGCUUGCUUUGGAGUACCUCCACAUGGUAGGGGUUAUCUACCGCGAUCUCAAACCAGAAAACAUUCUAGUUCGAGAGGAUGGACACAUCAUGCUCUCCGAUUUUGAUCUGUCAAUGAAGUGCAGUGUCAGCCCAACCUUUCUCAAUUCCUCUUUAUCCAAUGCUAAAACCCUACAAAAGAAGGUACCUGGGCAAUGCACGAGCACGAGCUGUAUGGAACCCUUCUGCUUCACUCCUCGUUUGCUAAAAUCCAAUGUUGCCCGUGUCAGCCGCCUUCCUCAGCUCGUGGUGGAGCCCACCGAUGCCCGUUCAAAUUCCUUUGUAGGGACCCACGAAUACCUCGCUCCAGAGAUCAUCAGAGGCGAUGGGCACGGAAGUUCGGUUGAUUGGUGGACCCUAGGGAUAUUCCUUUACGAAUUGUUAUUCGGUAGGACUCCCUUCAAGGGUUCUGGGAACGAAGACACUUUAGCAAAUGUGGUUUCUCUAAGCUUGAUAUUUCCUGAGAGUCCAGUUGCUAGUGUUUCUGCUAAGGAUUUGAUUAGAGGGUUGCUGACAAAGGAUCCUGAAAGGAGACUGGGGUCAGUGAGAGGGGCAGCUGAGAUUAAGCAGCAUCCGUUCUUUGAGGGUCUUAAUUUGGCAUUGAUUCGAUGCACAGAGCCUCCUGAGGUGCCAGGAAUAUAUAGCGCUGAGAUUAAUCAGGUGACCAAAGUACAGGAAGCAAAAUAUGUAGAUUUUUGACCAGCUUUUCUGAAGAGUAAUAGACAACAAGAAGUUAAUCAUCAUUUUGCUUCACAAACGAAGAAAUAGUGAUGAUGAUCUGCUUACAAGGACACUUGAGGUCCAGGAGGAUAAUACAUGUUCACUAUAACUAGAGCAUUAUUGACUGUAAUUGAGAUCUAAGAUACAUAUGUAGUUGAUCAUCUCGGGCAUUUCAUGCUCGACAUUCUAGUUUGCUGCUCGAUAUCCCGUCGCAAUCAAAAUUGCCGAUGAUGGUCAUGUCUGAGGCCUGAAAUCUCAUGUGAUUAGAAUCUGAACGCACCAUGAGAAUUCUCCUCUUGUAGAAGUACGAGGCGGACAAGAUCGGAUUAUGAUUGUAGUAUACAUGUGUCAAAGUAUAUAGUAUCGUUUACAUACCGAUUGUAAUAUGUAAUUCUGAAAUGGAAGUUACGGGGACAUUUAUGUCGUCCAA